Molecule: messenger RNA, 4704 nt
Organism: Candoia aspera
Lineage: Eukaryota; Metazoa; Chordata; Lepidosauria; Squamata; Candoiidae
Gene: GATA2
Product: GATA binding protein 2
Exons: 6
Coding region: 587-2044 (485 amino acids)
Biological process (GO): positive regulation of miRNA transcription; negative regulation of transcription by RNA polymerase II; positive regulation of angiogenesis
Cellular component (GO): nucleus
Molecular function (GO): zinc ion binding; RNA polymerase II cis-regulatory region sequence-specific DNA binding; DNA-binding transcription factor activity, RNA polymerase II-specific
Source: RefSeq, a predicted model, not a curated record
UUUCUGGGGCCAAUCGCGAGGCGAGACUAGACGCCGAGCUGCUGAUUGGUUGGACGGAGGUUCUUAGCCUGUGCGUAGCCCCUAGUUCAUGUCUACUGAACUGAGUCCAGCUGGCGCCAGAGCUGACACAGGAUGCUUUGGGGAUGUUACAAAAAAGGCCAGAAUAAGUGGAGCUUGCCAUCUGAGUAAGAGCCUCCAUCCAAUCCUCCUCUCUCGCGCUCUCCUUCGCCUCUCCCUCCCACUUUUUUUUUGCUUUUUGCUUUUUGCAUUUCCCUCCUCCAAACAAUCAUCCGUCACCCCCCCCCGCCCCCGUUUACAACCUCCUAAAGAAACUUUUCAAACGUUUGGAGUUUGAUUCAGUCUGCUUGGAAGAUCUCUCUGUGGUGAUCCCAAGUGUGUGGCAACAGGAACCUCUCUCCGCAGCUUCCCUCCUUCAAAGAGAGACGCGGCUGCUUUUUUUCCCUUCCAAGGCCACCCAACUACUUCUGAGAUCUCUACGAUUCAAAACCAAACGAAACUAAAGCAAAACUGUUUGGGGUUGGCGGGAGGCGGGGGCUAGGGGCGGAGUGGGAAGAAACCCACCGAAAUGGAGGUAGCCACGGACCAGCCACGCUGGAUGGCCCAUCACGCCGUGCUGAACGGGCAGCACCCGGAGACUCAUCACCCGGGGCUGGCUCACAACUAUAUGGAACCGGCGCAGCUCCUACCUCCGGACGAAGUGGACGUCUUUUUUAACCACCUGGACUCCCAGGGCAAUCCCUACUAUGCCAACUCAGCCCAUGCGAGAGCCAGAGUUUCCUACAGCCAGGCACACGCCCGUCUGACCGGCGGCCAAAUGUGCCGGCCUCACUUGCUCCACAGCCCCGGUCUGCCUUGGCUGGACAGCGGCAAAGCGGCGCUCUCGGCGGCCCACCAUCACAACCCGUGGACGGUGAACCCUUUCACCAAGGGGCCUUUGCACCCCUCGGCCGCCGGCGCGCCGCCCGGCGCCAUCUCGGUAUACCCCGGAGGCAGCAGCUCAGCGUCGAGCGCGGCCUCGGCUUCCUCGCUCACGCCGGCCUCGCACUCGGGCUCGCACCUCUUCGGCUUCCCGCCUACGCCGCCCAAGGAGGUCUCGCCGGACCCCAAUGCGGGGAGCAGCGCCGCCUCGCCAGCCUCGGCUUCAGCCGGCGGCGGUAGGCAAGACGAUAAGGAGCCCCUCAAGUACCAAGUCGCCCUGGCAGACGGCAUGAAGAUGGAGAGCGCCAGCCCGCUGCGCAGCAGCCUCGCCGCCUCCAUGGGCGCGCAGCCUUCCACGCACCAUCCUAUCCCCACCUACCCUUCCUACGUGCCCGCCGCCCACGACUACGGCGGCAGCCUCUUCCACCCGGGCAGUUUCCUCGGGGGGCCCGCCUCUAGCUUCACCCCAAAGCAGAGGAGCAAAGCCAGGUCCUGCUCAGAAAGAAAUCCGGUUUCUUCGUGUUUCCAUUUAGAAGGCAGAGAGUGUGUCAACUGUGGAGCUACUGCCACCCCUCUCUGGAGAAGAGACGGUACUGGGCAUUACCUGUGUAACGCCUGCGGGCUGUACCACAAAAUGAAUGGUCAAAACCGACCUCUCAUUAAACCUAAGCGGAGACUGUCAGCUGCUAGGAGAGCAGGAACUUGUUGUGCCAACUGCCAAACCACCACCACCACUUUAUGGCGACGUAAUGCCAAUGGGGAUCCAGUUUGUAAUGCCUGUGGACUGUAUUACAAAUUGCACAAUGUGAACAGGCCUCUGACCAUGAAGAAGGAAGGGAUUCAGACCAGAAAUAGGAAAAUGUCCAACAAAUCCAAGAAGAGCAAGAAAGGCUCUGAAUGUUUUGAGGAACUGUCUAAAUGCAUGCAAGAGAAGUCCUCUCCGUUCAGCGCUGCUGCCCUGGCUAGUCACAUGGCACCAAUGGGCCACUUGCCACCCUUCAGCCACUCUGGACACAUUCUCCCAACCCCUACCCCCAUUCACCCAUCAUCCAGCAUCUCAUUUGGACAUCCGCAUCCAUCCAGCAUGGUCACAGCUAUGGGAUAGAAUUGAAUGACUCUCACGGACUUCCAGCACUGGGCUUUGCCUGAGGUGAUGGGAAGAAAAGACUUUGCCCAGGAAAGAGAAUGUAAGGAAAAAAAGAAAGCAAAGUGAAAGGGGAUCUCGUUCCAGCACAAUUCAACUCCUAGUGCUAAGUGGAAACUUUGCAAUGAUGGGUCUUCUGCAGAAAUGCUUAACGGUGCCUGUUAUGCACUUUGCUCCCUCAGGUAAAAGGAGAAAGAGGAACUCAUCCAUGUGACAUGAUACCUGCUUGUCCCAGUGGACAGGAAAGGUGGCCGGAGCAGUGAAAGGGACUGGAGCCAGCUUUCCAUUCUCUCUGUUCAUUACUGUGAAUAUUGUAAAGAGAUUAGCCAUCUCCUGAAGCAGAGGAAGUUCAGUGGUAGCCACCCAUGCUGGAUUUCUAUCAUGGAUUGUGUUUUGUGGGGAGGAAAAAUGGACAACUUUAUUAAAAAAAAUCUACUUUUUAAGAAACCAGUCACAAAAAAAAAAUCAUUAUUUAUUUUGCUCUUAUGUUCCAGAAAGAGCUUCAAAACUCUUGCAUGAAUUUAUGGAUCUUUUAUUUUAUUUUUAUUUUGUUUAAAGAAAUGUCCAACCUAGUAGAAAACAAUUUUUCUAAUUAUUAUUAUUAUUUUUAUUGCUUAAUGGCCACAUUUUUAUUUCUCUUCAUUGCUGUUAGAUUUUUUUUUUUAAAAUCUACUAGGAAGGGGAUGUGUGUGAAAGAGGGAAGUGGCUGGCUUUAACAUUGGUUACAAUACCCUCGGGCAUGGAUUAUUUGGACAUGAUUUCUGCAUUCUCUUUCUCAGUGUGAAUAUCUUGAGGUAAAAGUGUGGCAUUCUACAAGAGAACAGAUACACUGGACAAAUGGCUAAAAGGUUUUCCAUAGGGAACAAUCUUGCUGUGGCUGGAGAGUAAAACAGGGGGAGCCUGGAUGUCUUUCUCAUCAUACUUCUGUUAAGGAUGUGUGUGGACUGAUAAGGGGCAUUCCCACCUCAAACCAUUUAGCCUGCCCCGAAGGCCUCUCCCUUGCUCUCUCCAGCAGCAUGGCAGCACAGAUACCAGGCAGCUUCUCAUAACUGAUCUCAUUGCCUUCGCCCAGACUUCCCCAGCUUGGUGUCCUCUCCCCAGUUGGGCUACAGUUACUAUCUCCUCAGCCAGUAUGACUCAUGGAGAGCAGGCAAGUCCCAAGACCAUUUGCUGCCUGAGGCUAAGAGCAGUUUGUCCUCUCCCCAUUUAAUGCCUAGGAACCCACUGAAUCAAUAGAUGGAGCUUAACAAUAAUGAUGUGAGGCCCUCAACCCUUCACCUCCUUCCAUGGCUCAGUCUGCUGUGUUGAAAAUCUGCAAUAAUGUCUUGCAUUAGGAUCCAUAAAUUCUCUUCCGAAAAUGCUGGGCAUUUCUGCCAUUCAGGUUUAUGCCAACUGCCUGUAUUAUGCAAAGACAGUUUAACGACAUAGUGAACUGCCUUACAAAGACCAACCAACCCAGUACUGACCAUUGCAGCAGCUGUCCUCUGCAGCUUGUCCUUCCUCUUCUGUAAGAUUGUUUAAUAGGAGGUGCCAAGUAUUGAACCUAUGAAAACUUUUGAUGUACGAAGCACCUAUGCUGCCAGGUAGCUGAAGCCUUUUCUCUAGGGCAGUGUUUCUCAACCUUGGCAACUUUAAGCAAGCUGGCUGGGGAAUGCUGGGAGUUGAAGUCAACACAUCUUAAAGCUGCCAAGGUUGAGAAACACUGCUCUAGGGGACUGUAUUCUUAGAUUUAACACAUAAUUUCAGAUCAUGGCAGGAGACGGAAAACCCUUUUAAGCUGAACAACCCUGAAAGGAUCCAUUGUGAUGGUUCAAUUUAAUCAAUUUUGUUAGGAGAUUUGCCCAAGACGCAUAAACACUUUGUCCAAGCAGAGAUGGAAUUUGCCACCUAUAGGCACGCAUGUUGUGACAAAUGAUCUGCUUGACAAGAGGGAAAAAGCAGAAAGAAAAUGAAGAUCUGCAAGACAGGGGUAAGAGAAAGAGAGAGAUUUUCGACUUUUCUGACAGGUCAGACGUAGCAACAGCAAGGGAAAGCGAUCUGCUUGUGGGGAAAAUGGGGUAUAUGGUUUCCUAUAGCAUAUAUAUAUAUAUAUAUAUAUAGAUUUGUUUUUAACGAAAAUCACAAGUAUUCAGAAACAGAGUUGUCUCCCAUUCUGAAACCAUAUUGUACGUAAAAAGAUGAAAAAUAAAGCUCUUGCCAGUGUGAAAUGUAUUCUAUUGAUUGUUAUGAUCUGCUGACUUUCAUGAUCACAAGGUCCAAUAUAACAUAUGAUGUACAUAUUUAGCUAUAUUUCUGAUGAAAAAAAAUGGCCCCAAUUAACAAAGGGCUUUGAUAAUGUAAAUCGCAUAAACUUAACUCUGUGGCAAGUUUUUAAUUGUCUUUUUUUUCAACGUUUUUUUAUUCAAGCCCAACUGUAUCUUUAACUGCAAAAGUCUGCUUAAAAGAAAAAUCUAGGUGUCCAUUGUUUUUGUUUCCUCCUAUAUCUGUAAUUCAGUUUUUGGUAAAAGAACAAAGGACCAAGCAUUCCAAGCAAAAUGCCUUUUCUCACUUUUCUGGGAUUGUGUAGGCAUAAUGUAGCUGCACUUUGUGAAGAAGUAGAAAUGACAAAAUGCCCCCCCACA